Molecule: messenger RNA, 1148 nt
Organism: Prorocentrum cordatum
Lineage: Eukaryota; Dinophyceae; Prorocentrales; Prorocentraceae
Source: the annotation of a GenBank genome assembly
UAUAAGUUGGUGUGCGCGUUGCGCUGCGAACCGAUGCGCCUCCUCGUUUUCCCCGUGCAUGCUGUGAUCUGCUGAUUCGGCGUCGCAAGGAACGGGCACAACAGGUGGAACAGUGCCGCGACUGCAGCGAUGGCCUCGCAUCCCUGGAAGGCCAUCAUCACAUAGCACCACGCUAUAAACGAAAAAUAGCAUCAACGUCUCAACAGCGCCAAGUGGCGAAUCCCGUGGGCGAGACCGAGCUCACCUAAAAAAUCGACUCGCACAAGGCGUGUCAUAGAGCGUCUUGGCAGACCCGCGGGCUGCAGAUAAUGAACAUGGCGCGACCCCAGCUAGAAGCUGUCUUCUGACCUCAUACAAGCCAAGGCCACCUCUCCCACGAACUUCAACAAGAACCCUUCGGUACAGCCUAGUUGAAGACAAGCGUAGCCAACGGUUACUGGCAGUGCCCAGCGCACGCGGCAGUGCGCACACUUUGCUCCAACAUCCGGGCCCGACGUGCGGCACGAGCACCCUCCGUGCUAAACAAGCACUGCCUCAUAAAGACCAGGGCAUUUCGGCUGCCGAGCGGCCGCGGUGGAGCACUGCCAAACUGAAAGCCCCAGCAGACGCGGCUUCUCUUGACCGGCUCAGAUCGAGUGCCGGCAGGACAGGGUGAAACAGAAUGACAGCAACAGCGUGUGCCGAAAACGCUGGCCCUUCUGUAAGAUGACCUGGAUUCGCCCUGCAGCGUCGAACAUGCACCUGCGAUGUGCCCAACCCUUUCUACACAUGUGGCGACGAAGCACAGGACCGAACAAUAUUUUUUGGCCCCGAAGAGGGAUGCGAGAGGAGAGGGCCGAGAGGAGAGCGGGGGCGGGGAGGAAAAGGUGAAGGGAGUUGGCGAUCCCACUGCUCUGUUCAAAACGAGAACCCAGCCAAGGGAGGGCUGGGAAAAAGGGGAGGAGCCCUGUCCUCCCAAAGCGGCACGCAGGUCGCCGUACCUAAUCGCCAGGGGCGAUGACCGCAAGCGAGCUCACUCCCUGCAUUGGAUCUACAAGACCAGAUCAACAUGAGAAGACAAGAGAAGCCUCAGGCCCACCUCUUUCAUUCAUUGGUGGUUCUGCACUACCCUUCUCACGACAGCGGGUUCCGUGCCACAGCAAUGCCCC